This is a messenger RNA of Fusarium keratoplasticum, 519 nucleotides long. RefSeq lists its product as uncharacterized. Lineage: Eukaryota; Fungi; Ascomycota; Sordariomycetes; Hypocreales; Nectriaceae. The transcript has 3 exons. Bases 121 to 519 code for a protein of 132 amino acids. The record is from RefSeq and is a predicted model, not a curated record.
AUUGUGGCUGUAUUUUGGUCUGUUUCAUUCUCGUCGCUAUCUUUCUUCUCACCUUCAGUCCUUACCUUUGACUGGCUACCAUUCUUGUCACUCGUUUCUCACAACAGCACCAUCACCAUCAUGUCCCACACCCAAGAAUGGCAGAGCAGCCUUUGCGACUGUUCGCCUUGCGACUCUUGUCUUCUCAGCACUUUUCUGCCAUGCAUUCUCUUCGGGCGCACUGCCCAUCGCAUGCGAAAUGCCCCCAAUGCUCCCAUCGAGAGCACCAACUCUGAGUGCAUGAUUUUCUGCGGCAUCCAGUCUUUUACUGGCUGUGCUUGGAUUUACAAUAUGAUGAGACGUGGGGAGAUCCGCGAAAAGUAUGGCAUCGAGGGAAGUGGCAUGGGCGAUUGCUGCACCUCAUUCUGGUGCCUCUGCUGUGCUCUGGUUCAACAAGACAAUGAGGUUCGGGCGCGACAGGCCCAGGGCCCUAACACUGAGGGUUACCAGCCUGUCAAAGACGACAUGCACAUGCCAUAA